Molecule: messenger RNA, 550 nt
Organism: Dichomitus squalens LYAD-421 SS1
Lineage: Eukaryota; Fungi; Basidiomycota; Agaricomycetes; Polyporales; Polyporaceae
Exons: 1
Coding region: 244-471 (75 amino acids)
Source: RefSeq, a predicted model, not a curated record
GGCUCUCCCUCACCGAACCCAGAUUUUGUAUCUCGCAGACAUCGCCUUUGUUGUUUCCUGGCUCGAUCUCAAACCCGGAAGCAAUGUCAUCGAAGCAGGUAUGCUGGACCCGGACGCUCAAAUAGCCUUCUUCCCCGUCUCGCUUCCUGGAGGAUCGCAUGCUCUUUUCCUCCGAGUCCUCUGGUCUCGGACAUCUCCUGGCCUCUAAGGGCAGUCCUGGAAAGUCAAACAAUCUAAGGACCCAUGCGUGGUCUCAGACGAUCCCCCUCCGCUCAUCGUGCUUUCGCGUUGGUUGGAUCUCGUCCAGUCUGGCCAGCGAGUUGCAUGCUUCCAUGCGAUCUCCUCGGUCGCAUGCAGCAACUCGUCACUGUGAUUAGAAUGAAGUUUGCUUCCCUAGAGAUCUACCUCGAACGACUCGAUGGUGAUCCGCUACAAUUUUCGUGUUGGGUCAAAGUUUGGCUAUACGCAUGAGACUGGUGUAGACCACAACGGAAUGCACUCUCCUAUCGCGCGCGUAGUUGUCAAUCUAGCUCAUCUCGGGCACCUCUCC